AUGUCCGGCAAGAGGUCGCGCGCAGCCUACGAGGCCGAUCUCCAAGCGCAGCAGUCGCCCUUUGUGGUCUUCGGAACACCUCUUCCCCCACAGGAUCCAGAUGUUCGAGAUGACGGCUCCUAUGUCCCGGUCUGGAAACAGGAGGUUCGGGAUGAGAGAGGAUUGAAGCGCCUCCAUGGUGCUUUCACUGGCGGCUUCAGUGCUGGGUACUUCAAUACCGUCGGUUCGAAAGAAGGAUGGACACCCUCGACAUUCGUCUCCUCCCGCUCGAAUCGAAAGAAAGAUGACCCGAAGGCGGUUCAACAACGGCCGGAGGAUUUCAUGGAUGAUGAAGACAUCGCAGAUGCCGCAGAAGCACAACGGGUUCAAACGGCAGAAGGAUUCGCUGGCCUCGGAUCUACACAGCAUGAUGCCAUUCGGCGUGGCGCCUUUAUUGAUCUGUUCCGAAUAGAGGGAGAGACGAUCGGGGUCAAAUUAUUGAAGAAGAUGGGCUGGAAAGAAGGCCAAGGUGUGGGUCCAAAGGUGCGGCGUAAAGCACGUCUGGAUGGCGUAGAAAGGCCCGAUGAUGUGAAUACCACAUACCUAUUCGCACCGGAAAAUACAAAGAUGAUUAGUUUCAUCAAAAAAAGUGACCACAAGGGGCUGGGGUUUGAGGGAGAGACGAGAUUGUCGCCGAGAACUGGGCUUGGGUCAGAUGCAGCCAAGUCAGAAGACGAGGAUGAUGAUCAUGCCACUCUAUUUGCUCCACCAAAAGCAAAAAAGAAGAAGCCGAAGAGCGGUGGGAUAGGUAUUGGGAUCUUGAAUGACACAGGAUCAGAUGAUGAAGAUCCGUAUGAAAUAGGGCCUCAAAUAUCAUACAAUCGGGUCAUAGGAGGAGACAAGAAGAAGAAAAAGCCCGCAAAUGGCAUUAUGAAUCCGCUUCUAAAAUCUAAACCAGUCUUCAUCUCAAAGAAGACAGCAUUAGCAAAUGCAUCUGCCGGUUUACGAAAAUGUCAUGACGGGCGACUACCUCUCGAUGGCUUUAUACUAAGCAGCACUGACGAAUUCUCCUCCAUCAUCCAGACCUCGACGAAAUAUCCCCCGCCAAAGAUACCGGAGAAUUGGAGAUCCUCUAAAACCCCAAAGGCCGGCUCCCAGGCCUUGACCUACCUCUCCACUGCCGAGGCAGCCAGGGCUUCCAAAUUGGACCCCAAAGCCCGCGCCUCCAUCCUCGGCGAAGCAGCCCUACCAGGGAAAUCUGUAUUCGACUACCUCACCCCCGCUGCUCGCGAGCGUCUCGUAUCCGCAUCAGGAAAAACCAAUCUACCCGCUGCACUGGGUGAGGUACCGGAAGGCUAUGCCAUGACCGAGGAAGAACGUCGACGAGAACUCCUAGCUCAAAUCCCUAAAGUCGAUAAGUACAUCGCAGAUGCUGCCUUGACCAGAGGGGCAACUGGCUUCAUGCCGUAUGGCGAAGAUGAAUCAAAACGCAGCCGUUACCGGACAUAUCUAGAAAACCAAGCUGGCAUUUCCCCCAGUCUGCCUGAACGUGGUCCAGGAAUGAGCAAAGAAGACUGGCUAAAUGAACUCCGCGAAUUCGCAAACUGUGCUCAGAUCUUCAAACCCAUGUCUGGGAUGAUGGCCACGCGCUUCACUUCUUCCUCCACAGCUCCAAAGCUGGCGUCGGAUGCUCAAGACCCUUCUAAGGAAUUACUGAGUAAGCCGACACCGAAACCUGAAGAUCCUGCAGAACAGGCGGCAAAACUGGGUAUGUAUGGCCCUAUGACUAGGAGUUCAACGCCGUGGUAUCCCACCAGAUUGCUGUGUAAGAGGUUUAAUGUUAAACCGCCGGCGCAUGUGCAACCAGGCAGUACAGAGCAUGCGGAUGAGGGUGCGGCGACUAGAAACAUGGCCCCAGAGUUGGUUUCUAGGGAUGCAAUUAAUGCUAUGAUGCGUGAGUCCGGAGGGGGGGAACAGCUUUGGGAGGAUAAGGAGAAAGUCCCAGGAGCCGCAGUGCCGGAACUAAAGAAAGAGGAGAUAGUGGUCGAUGCAGACAGAAACGAGGCACUCGAGGGACAAAGGGCUGGAGAAGCAGUGUUCAAAGCUAUUUUUGGGGAUGAUACUGAUGAGGAUUGA
Amorphotheca resinae ATCC 22711 is the source of this 2115-nucleotide messenger RNA. RefSeq lists its product as hypothetical. Gene Ontology annotation, molecular function: RNA binding. The coding region runs from base 1 to 2115 and encodes 704 amino acids. NCBI's taxonomy places the organism in Eukaryota, Fungi, Ascomycota, Leotiomycetes, Helotiales, Amorphothecaceae. Gene Ontology annotation, biological process: mRNA processing. The record is from RefSeq and is a predicted model, not a curated record. The transcript has 2 exons. Gene Ontology annotation, cellular component: nucleus.